UUCACAAUACAUUCAACACAACAGAGACGAUGCCAGUGUGUGACAAUGUAUUGGUGCGUAUAUGAAAAAAAGCAUAUAAUAUUGCAGUGUAUGCUAGUUUUGUUUGAGCGUCAUUUCAGUGAAGUGUUACUUGAAAUAACUAACAAAUAAUCAAACUAUUUUGAAAUUUAGAAAAGAUUUAAAGUGAGCAACGAUCCUACAUACACACCAGAUGAUGACGAAAUGGAAGUUGAUGUGAGAGGAGUUUCAGAAUUAGUUCUAUCACCACAAACAUACACUCACAGAUACAAUACUAAAAACUAUGCAAUGAUGUGUGACAGAUUUGGUGUGCAUGAUAGAAUGGGAUCAGCAUUGGCAACAGCUCUGAUGGAAGACCUGGGCGUAAAAGAUGCUCAUGACAAUCUUGUCAUCAUGGAUAAAAGUAAACUUCGUAGAGAAAGAGAAAAAUGGAGACAAGAUGCACUUCGUAAGCGGUAUGAUGGCUCGAAUUUGAUAUCAUUUUCAUUCGACGGCAGAAAAAAUGAUGCUCUAACUUUAGAAAAAAUUGAUGAGAAGUUGCAUCCAAGGAUGGUUAAAGAACCUCAUCUAGUUGUUUUGAGGGAACCAAAUUCUCAAUUGAUAGGCUACACAAAAGUAGAAAGUGAAACUGCGGAAAGCAAAGUCAACAAAUUGAUCGAAUUCUUCCAAGAAAAACAACUGUCUCUCGAUUCAUUAAUUGCCAUAUGCUCUGAUGGUGAACCAACAAAUGCUGGCGUACACGGUGGAGUUUUGCGACUAUUCGAAAAACUGUUAAAGAGACCACUGCACUGGUUUGUGUGUCUUCUGCACUUUAACGAGCUUCCGUUCAGACAUUUGUUUGACACUUUAGACAAAUCAACCACCACUGGACCACGAUCAACUACCGGAAAGUUGAGCUCAAAAAUUGCUGAUUGUGAAAAGCUUCCGGCGGUAAUCGAUUUUGAGCAAAUCGCUUUGGAAAAUAUGCCUCCUGGUGAAAAAAAUGUAGAUGAAUUAUCUACCGAUGCGAAAUACUUAUACCAAAUGGCCCGUGCGAUUUCUAAUGGUGAGAUUCCGGCGGAUUUGGCCAACAACAAACCAGGAGGAAUUGCACAUUCUCGUUGGCUCACCAAGGCCAAUAGAUUAUUACGGUUGUAUGUGACAACUAAUAAUCCAACUCAAAAUUUAAAAAUUCUGGCUAACUAUAUAAUAAAAGUAUACACGCCAAUGUAUUUCAAUGUUAAGUAUUAUAGCUCUGCCGUAUACGGUAGUACAUUACUUUUUAAAUUUAUUACUUGGACCCGAUUUUUACCAUCGAAUUUACGUCAAGUUGUAAAUACAGUAAUUCAAGAUAAUGCAUAUUUUGCACACUCAGAAAAUAUCUUGCUAUCUAUGUUGUUCGAUGAUAGAAUGGAAAAACGAAACAUUGCUAUCAAGAAGAUUUUACAUUACCGAAGAGAUAUUGUCGACCCAACGGAACUUAGAGUUUAUAAAAAACCUCUUAUAAACUUUAAUUGUACGGAAUAUACAAAUAUGAUUGAUUUAAAUGACGAUACCAUUUUAUUCGAACCACCGUUUACGCAAAGUCAUUCGUAUGAACAUUUGGAGGGAUAUUUAAAUUACGAAGAGCCACCAUUCGAUGAUCCACAAAUUCCUUUACACAUCCAAGGAACGGAAAGACAUAUCCAAUUGCUGGCUGCCACUGCUAAACGAGUUGCAGGAAAGAAUGUAGAAGGCGCUAUGGCGACGACAUUAGAGAGCCGUGAGAAAACACCCAGACUUGAAAGCAAACAAGACUUUCAGAAAAAAUAAUGUUUUUUUUCACAUUUUUUCUUUUACUACACUCAAAUUGAAUAUUUUUUUUUUGAUUAUAGGUUGAUAGAUACUUUAUUA
Sitodiplosis mosellana (orange wheat blossom midge) is the source of this 1890-nucleotide messenger RNA. RefSeq lists its product as uncharacterized. The coding region runs from base 223 to 1809 and encodes 528 amino acids. The record is from RefSeq and is a predicted model, not a curated record. NCBI's taxonomy places the organism in Eukaryota, Metazoa, Arthropoda, Insecta, Diptera, Cecidomyiidae. The transcript has 3 exons.